AAAAAAGAAGAGAGGGAGGGAAGAUGGAACAUAUAACAUCUCAGAAAUUAUGUCCAAAGAGGAAAUAUUAUCAGUGGCAAAAAAGAGUAAAGUGGAAAAUCAGGAUGAAAGCUCUUCUGACAACCUGCACCCAGAAGACCUGCAGAAAAAUGGUGACUCAAAUAGUGUCAUUAAGGAUAGAUUGUGUCAAGCUGUACGACACACUGCCAAACAAUCUCUUGAUCCAGUACGAAAAUAUAAUGGACAACCAGUGCCUUUUCAGCAGCCAAAGAUUUUUACUGGUGGUGUAAUGAGGUGGUACCAAGUGGAAGGCAUGGAGUGGCUAAGGAUGCUUUGGGAAAAUGGUAUUAAUGGCAUUUUAGCUGAUGAAAUGGGGUUGGGGAAGACGAUCCAGUGUAUUGCAACAAUAGCCCUGAUGGUGGAGCGAGGAGUCCCUGGUCCAUUCUUAGUAUGUGGUCCUUUGUCUACUCUUCCAAAUUGGAUGUCUGAAUUCAAGAGAUUUACUCCAGAGAUUCCACUGAUGCUCUAUCAUGGAGCUCAGCAGGAGCGUCGGAAACUGGUUCGUAAAAUCCAUGGACGACAAGGAUCACUCCAGAUCCAUCCCGUGGUCAUUACUUCGUUUGAAAUAGCAAUGCGAGACAGAAAUGCCCUGCAGUGCUACUGGAAAUACCUGAUAGUAGAUGAAGGUCACAGGAUUAAAAAUAUGAACUGCCGCCUUAUCAGAGAAUUGAAACGGUUUAAUGCAGACAAUAAACUCCUGUUGACUGGUACUCCCCUGCAAAACAACUUGGCAGAGCUUUGGUCAUUGCUUAACUUCCUGUUGCCAGAUGUGUUUGAUGAUUUGAAAAGCUUUGAAUCCUGGUUUGAUAUUACCAGCAUUACAGAAACUGCUGAAGAUAUUAUUGCUAAAGAAAGGGAGCAAAACAUCUUGCAUAUGCUGCAUCAGAUUCUGACACCUUUCUUACUGAGAAGACUGAAAUCUGAUGUUGCUCUGGAGGUUCCUCCUAAACGAGAAGUUGUGGUAUAUGCACCGCUGGCAAAGAAGCAAGAAACUUUCUAUACUGCCAUUGUAAAUCGCACCAUUAGGAAACUGCUUGGAAAUAAUGAGGAAGAAGUAGUUGAGUUGAGUCCUACAGGCCGACCAAAACGCCGUAGUCGAAAAGUGGUUGAUUAUUGUGAAGAACACAAUGGCUCACCUGAUGACUUGGAAAGAUUGAUCAGCAAAAUGCAAGAGGAAGUAGAAAAAGAGAGGCCAGUGGUAGAAGUGAGCAUUCCCAUGGAUUCCGAGGUGAACCUUAAACUGCAGAAUAUUAUGAUGUUACUGAGGAAGUGUUGUAAUCACCCCUAUCUCAUCGAAUAUCCGUUGGAUCCUGCUACACAACAAUUCAAGGUUGAUGAAGAUCUAGUAAAGAAUUCAGGCAAGUUUCUACUCUUGGACCGAAUGCUUCCAGAACUGAAGAAGAGAGGACAUAAGGUCUUGUUGUUCUCACAAAUGACUAUGAUGCUUGACAUUUUGAUGGAUUACUGUUAUCUGAGAGACUUCAAAUUCAGUCGAUUGGAUGGCUCUAUGUCCUACUCGGAGAGAGAAGAAAAUAUGCAUCAAUUUAACACUGACCCUGAAGUCUUCCUGUUCUUAGUGAGUACAAGAGCUGGAGGCCUGGGCAUUAACUUAACAGCGGCAGACACAGUUAUCAUAUAUGACAGUGACUGGAACCCCCAGUCAGACUUGCAGGCCCAAGACAGGUGUCACAGAAUUGGCCAGACAAAGCCAGUAGUUGUUUAUCGUCUUGUGACAGCAAAUACUAUUGACCAGAAGAUUGUGGAGAGAGCUGCUGCCAAGAGGAAGCUGGAGAAGCUGAUAAUCCACAAAAAUCAGUUUAAAGGUGGCAAAUCUGGCCUAGCACAGUCAAAGAGCUGCCUGGACCCUCAGGAAUUAAUAGAAUUACUGAAAUCCAGAGACUAUGAGAGGGAGGUUAAAGGAUCUAAAGAAAAAGUAAUAAGUGAUAAAGAUCUAGAGUUACUUUUGGAUAGAAGUGAUCUUAUUGAUCAAAUGAAGACCUCUGAAAAAAUGAAAAAGGAAAAAAUGGGUGUCUUCAAAGUCCUGGAAGAGUCAUCAGAGUCCAAUGGAGAAUGUGUAUUUUAAUGUGCAAAUGUGGCCUCUGUGUAGUCUUUCAGAUCUUCCAGAGAUGUCACUUACACCUGAUCCUUGAUGCUGAGUUCCUUUACAGCCUCGUUCAAAUCCCUUGUGUUCUUCCAGUGAAUUUUAACAUGUUCUAGAGUAUAAUGCAGGUGAUAGUUUGUUGUAGCUUUAGUAGACUCGCACAAAGAAAAUGAGCAUAUUUCACACUUACAGCUAGUUCUUGUGCUCAGUGGUAAAACCUGGCAGAUUUGUGUAAAAAAAAAAUCUUCCUGUGGAAGUCCUAAAACACCAUUUGUUUUGGUUUAAAAUAUGGUGUCAAUUGUGGUUGUACUUGGGAGAGAACUUGCGCCUUUGUUCAAGCCAUUUGUGUAGCUUCUGUGUUUAACUUCUGCUAAUUAUUUUGGUUAAAUAAAUAUCUGUUUUGUUCUA
Manacus vitellinus (golden-collared manakin) is the source of this 2569-nucleotide messenger RNA. It is a transcript of the gene HELLS, whose product is annotated as helicase, lymphoid specific. Gene Ontology annotation, cellular component: pericentric heterochromatin; nucleus. Gene Ontology annotation, biological process: pericentric heterochromatin formation; lymphocyte proliferation; DNA methylation-dependent constitutive heterochromatin formation. NCBI's taxonomy places the organism in Eukaryota, Metazoa, Chordata, Aves, Passeriformes, Pipridae. The transcript has 17 exons. The record is from RefSeq and is a predicted model, not a curated record. Gene Ontology annotation, molecular function: ATP binding; chromatin binding; ATP-dependent chromatin remodeler activity. The coding region runs from base 50 to 2143 and encodes 697 amino acids.